This is a messenger RNA of Staurois parvus, 1134 nucleotides long. Lineage: Eukaryota; Metazoa; Chordata; Amphibia; Anura; Ranidae. The record is from the annotation of a GenBank genome assembly.
AUGUACUCACGGCGGGGCAUGGUGGAGACACGUCUCAAGAAUCUGAGAGAGAGAUUGAUCUCCCUGCAAGGUGUAACCAUGGGGAUUUGUCUGUGGUUCAGUGUCCUCCUCCUCACCAGCGUGGUUGCUGCCAACAAGUUUUGUUUCCCCGGCUGCUCUUGCGAAGUUGAAACCUUUGGCUUAUUCGACAGUUUCAGCCUGACCAAAGUUGACUGUAGUGGAGUGGGUAACCACAUUGUCCCGGUUUCAAUUCCUUUGGAUACAUCUUACCUGGAUCUUUCAAACAACAAGCUAACAAGUGUUAAUGAAUCUGUUUUGUCUGGUCCAGGUUACACGACCCUGGUCAAUCUUAACCUAAGUUACAACCAACUGGUGAAAAUUUCACCUACCACUUUCUCUAAACUGAGAUACUUGGAGUCUUUAGACUUGAGCCACAACCUACUGGAAGAACUUCCUGAUCACAGCUUCUUCUAUUCCCCUCUGGUGGAACUUGACUUGAGUUUUAACAGGUUACAGGGAAUACAAAUUGGGGCCUUCACCUCGAAAAGUAAUGGCAAAGCAAUCCAUAUCAACCUUACCAACAAUCUGAUCAACUCUAUCUCAAGAAGACCCGAUGACCCUGUUCCAAACAUCCAGAGUUUGGACUUGUCUGGGAAUCAACUGCGUUCUGUGCAUGGUCUUCAAGGAAUUCCUCUACAAUACCUUAACUUAGACAGAAACCCCAUCUCUACAAUUGAGGAUCAUAACUUUUUGGGGCUUAAAGGAUUAACCCACCUGUCUCUCAGUAAAAUGGAGAAUUUAAGGGAGAUUGCCCCACAUAGCUUUAAAGAUCUACCAGCUCUCCAAAUCCUUGACUUUUCCAAUAAUCAGAACUUGAAGACUCUCAGCAAAGAUGUAUUUGUUGGGCUGAGCUCCUUACAAGAGUUGAACUUGUUAAACUCUGGUGUUGCAUCCUUGCCAAAGGACACCCUCCAGCAUUUACCAUCAAUGAAAAGCAUUACCUGGGGAAAGAACAUUCAUUGUGUCAAGACUCUGAAGGAAAGCCAGUUCCAUCUGCAGAAUGGGGUGGUUCGAAGAGAAGUCUUGGUCUGCCGUGAUGAUCGAGGUGCUGUAUCAGCACAAGAUGUCUUAUAA